AUGGACCGAGUGUUCGGAAUAAGAAGGGUUUCUCGGGAGAUGGCGCUGCAGUACGUGCCAGGGGAUUGCCACGUCUGUUUCCAAUCCGGCGUCCGCGUGCGGCGUUUGACAUGUGGCCGCCAUAACUACUGCCGCAUGUGUGCAGACUUUCAGCCUAGGCUGGUCAACGGGGAUUUUUCUUGCAAGCAAUGUCAAGACGGAAAGAGGAGGCGAGGCGGCGACCGGGCUAUCAUUGACGACUUUCUUGCUUUGAGGACAGGGACGCCAGCGACACUUACUGGCGACCAAAGGGCGCCUGCUGAUGCAGAAACAGUGGAUGACACUGACCUGGAUGGGAAUAACGCUGAGUGGGAACAUCUCCUGCAGCCCGCCUCUACGAGUAGCACCCUCCCCCGGGCCUCCAGUUUCCAGGAGGAGUUUCUGCCGAUCCCCCGAAAGAGCUCCUUCUUGCAUCUGGUGAUACCCACCGCUUCCAAAGAAUCCUCCGACUCCAGCCCCAGUCCCAACCAGCCAACCAUGAUUCAAGCGACCGUCACGCAGCUGCUGAGCGCCAAAUUGGAAAACCUCAAGCAGGUCAGGCAGACAAACCAGACCCGGAGCGGAAGUUCAUCAGAUAGUAGUGUCUGCGCAUACACUGUGCACGCCAUGCCGGAAGUACUCCCCAGAUCGGAAAUGCCUUCGCCGGUGCCGCGUACGCCGCCACCUUCGGCAAGAAAGGCUGAUGAAAGGUUUAAUAUUGUUGAAGAAGAGAGGGGGUCGUCCCCAUGCAAGGGUAUACGAUCUCGGAGCGAUUCUAUUUGGUAUGAUGUAGACGAAGCGUUUCCUAAAUCGGAAUCCCAGAUGGAACUGGAACAACUGAAAGAUGAUAUCGGGGAUAUAGAAGGCCCGGGGUUUUCCUCAUCAAGUUCGAGAUCAGCGUCAUGUGACUCGCUGACGUCAUCAGGGAGAUCCUCACGAAAACAAAACUUUGACUCGUUUUGGGAUUCUUAA
This is a messenger RNA of Mya arenaria, 990 nucleotides long. RefSeq lists its product as uncharacterized. NCBI's taxonomy places the organism in Eukaryota, Metazoa, Mollusca, Bivalvia, Myida, Myidae. Bases 1 to 990 code for a protein of 329 amino acids. The transcript has 4 exons. The record is from RefSeq and is a predicted model, not a curated record.